AUGGCGGCACGGUCUAUGAUACCGUUCCUCGUGGGCAUGAUGCUUCUGACUGGUUGCUGUAACACUAUCCUUACAAAGUACCAGGAUAUGCAAUGCGUCCGAAAUUGCGACCAUCCCGACGUCUCGCGCCGCGCUUACUUCAACCAACCUGUCCUCCAGACAGCUCAAAUGUUCGUCGGCGAGAUGGGCUGCUGGUUGGUGGUUGGCAUCAUGGCGCUGUGGCGCCGUUACGUCUCUCGAUCGACACCUCAAGGCGACGGAUACGAGGCGGUUAGCACUGAUGAUACCCACGCCGAUGAAGCGAGGGCAGCCCUCGUCAACGACACGAGUGAUAGGGGCCCAGCGACAGACGACGAGAUACCGGAUUCUCCUAGGCUACGUGGUCGAUUGCUUCUUCUCCUUGCUUUGCCGGCAGUUUCCGACAUCUGCGGCACCACGCUUAUGAACAUUGGCCUGCUUCUUGUGGUGGCCUCUAUCUAUCAAAUGACAAGAGGCGCGCUCGUUCUCUUUGUCGGACUCUUCAGUGUUGUAUUCCUACGGCGACAUCUCCAUCUGUUUCAGUGGCUCUCUCUGGCAGGCGUCGUAACUGGUGUUGCCAUUGUCGGCUUGGCUGGAGCCAUUUAUCACGAAGAAACCGAUGACGAAUUCAAGGGUGACGCGUCGCUCAUGCAGACAGUCCCUACCUCAAGCGCCCUUCUUUCUGUCAUUGGUGUCCUCCUCAUUGCUGGAGCCCAAAUCUUUACUGCUACCCAGUUUGUGCUGGAAGAGUGGAUCCUAGAGCGUUGGGCGAUUGAACCUAUCCAGGUUGUCGGCUGGGAGGGUUUGUUUGGUUUCGUUGUCACACUCGUCGCUAUGGUAGUUCUUCACGUCGCCGUGGGCAGUACAGAUGCCGGUCGCUACGGCUUCUUUGACAUGGCGGAGGGCUGGAGACAGAUGACAUCGGACAGAAGAAUCGCCAUCUCCAGUCUCCUGAUUAUGAUCAGCAUUGGCGGCUUUAACUUCUUCGGACUGUCCGUUACGAGAAGUGUCAGUGCAACCUCACGAUCGACCAUCGACACGUGCCGGACACUCUUCAUCUGGAUAGUGUCUCUCGGUCUUCGUUGGGAGACCUUCAAGUGGCUGCAGGUUGUUGGCUUUGCGCUGCUUGUCUACUUCACAUUCGUCUUCAAUGGCAUUGUGCAGCCACCCUUCAAAGCGUUACGACCUGAUGAGGAGAUUGAAGAGCUGUUGCCAGAGGAUCCUAUUCAGCAUUAGGCAGGGAGCCUCCGACGUUUAUCAAGGAGAAUAGAAGCAACAAUCGAAUUGAGAGAACGUGUUCACGCAAGCCGGACAAUAUUACGACAUGCAAGUAACAUCCCUUCCAAGAUGCGCAGACACGGGUUCUCCUUACUCCUCGAUGUUCGACAUGAGGCAACCUUGUGCUUCAUUUUCUAGAUAAAUACCGAAUAUUUAUAUCCUCAACUACUGCUCUUUCGAUGUGACUCGAGGCCAAUGUCGAUGCGGGGUGGAGUGUAAGAACCCGAGUAUGUUUGCCGUGAGCGACUGUCGACUCUAGGCCGGCCAGAGGUCCCAUACAAGAAACCUCACGUCACAUUGCAGAGAAGCUCCGCCUCCAGAAUGAACUUGCCCUCCUUGUACUUCUCAGUAGUUUCGUACGCCUUGUCGUACUUCCAUCCCACGGUCUCUUUGCACUGUCGGCAAGUGAUAUCACGGACGAUAUGCCUCCCAGUUGUCAUAUUGCGCUCGCUUGGCUCGCCCAUGUCAAUGUUCACGACAUUAUUGAAUAGAUAGGCUUUGCCGUGCUGGCCUCGAAAGUUCUGUCAAACCAUCCGAAAUCGUCAGCAAAUGCGCGGCGUGGUCCGCUUAGCCAGGGAAGGGGGUUUCCCGAGGCUGGGGAUCAAAGUCUCACUCGGCUGAUUAUGUCCUCAUGAUUGGCGAGGUGCGCUUUGCACGUCUUGCAGCCGUAGAUUUUGCUGCUGUUGAGGUACGUGUUGUAGGCGAGGCCCAUCUUCUACGUGUACUUGACUGAAUGACGGGGAACAGCGCAGAGAAACUGAGCGCGGGGACAGUGAUCGUGAGCUGCAACGCGGUUGUAAUGGGACUUGAUUGUAUCCGCCAGGUUGCAGCUGCGCAAAGCGGGGAUUCCUCGUCUGUUUAUUGGCCUCCUUGAAAGCUCGGGUUCAAAGCUUGGUGCAAUGUGUUCGCAAUCUUCCCUGAAGGAGUGAGGCCAGUGCCGAUUGUCGCUGCUAGGCUUGGGGAAGAGACAGAGAGGUGAGUACAAGCGAGGAGUAGGUUCAUUAAGAAUGACGACCCAGUUCAAGGUGCGUGCAAGCCCAAAGGAUCGGAAGAGGAGCAGGAGGAAGACCGGGUCAAAACCC
Molecule: messenger RNA, 2378 nt
Organism: Verticillium alfalfae VaMs.102
Lineage: Eukaryota; Fungi; Ascomycota; Sordariomycetes; Glomerellales; Plectosphaerellaceae
Product: integral membrane protein
Exons: 3
Coding region: 1-1254 (417 amino acids)
Biological process (GO): pyrimidine nucleotide-sugar transmembrane transport
Cellular component (GO): intracellular membrane-bounded organelle; Golgi membrane
Molecular function (GO): pyrimidine nucleotide-sugar transmembrane transporter activity
Source: RefSeq, a predicted model, not a curated record